Molecule: messenger RNA, 1362 nt
Organism: Fusarium proliferatum ET1
Lineage: Eukaryota; Fungi; Ascomycota; Sordariomycetes; Hypocreales; Nectriaceae
Product: putative methionyl aminopeptidase
Exons: 6
Coding region: 1-1362 (453 amino acids)
Biological process (GO): proteolysis
Molecular function (GO): metalloaminopeptidase activity
Source: RefSeq, a predicted model, not a curated record
AUGGGCGCCAAGACAUCUGAAGACGAUCACUCUGGAGGAAAUGGCCAAGGACCACUCUCAUCCAAGCCAUCCUCUGCAGGCGGAGAGCCACGCGGUGCUCAUCUCGUCCGCGAUGGCGACGGUAGUCUGGGAGGCGAAGGGGGCGACGACGACGACGAUGAUGAUAACAACACUCCCGCCGGACCGCUAACCGACGGUGCUGGUAAGAAGAAGAAAAAGAGAAAGCCAAAGAAGAAGAAGAAGGCUCCUACACAGCAAUCUUCACCUCCAAGAGUCCCACUGAGUGAUCUCUUCAAAGAGUUUCCGGCCGGUGAAAUUCAGGAUUACAAUACUGCUCGUACUACAGCUCAAGAACUUCGCUUCAUGGGUCGCCGACAACUCGAAGAUCCAGAGUUUCUGAACGAUUAUCGAAAGGCUGCUGAAGUUCAUCGGCAGGUCCGACAGUGGACGCAGGAGAACGUCAAGCCGGGUGAUAAACUCAUUGAUGUCGCUAAUGGUAUUGAAGACGGCGUGCGUGCGCUUUUGGGGAACCAGGGUAUCGAGCCUGGUGAUAACCUCAAGGCUGGAAUGGGGUUCCCGACAGGUCUUUGCUUGAACCAUGAGACUGCGCAUUACACGCCUAACCCUGGCCAGAAGGAUGUAGUUCUCAAGUAUGAGGAUGUCAUGAAGGUUGAUUUCGGCGUGCAGAUCAAUGGUUGGAUCGUCGAUAGUGCAUUCACCAUGUCAUUUGACCCUAUGUACGACAACCUUCUCAACGCCGUCAAGGAUGCCACCAAUAGCGGCAUCAAGGCCUCUGGUAUCGACGUUCGUAUCUGCGACGUCAGCGCUGCAAUCCAAGAAGCAAUGGAGAGCCACGAGGUUGAAAUCAACGGGAAGACAUAUCCCGUGAAACCCGUCCGCAACAUCUCAGCGCACAACAUCAAGCACUACCAGAUCCACGGUGGAAAGUCGAUCCCGUUUAUCAAGAACAAUGAUCAGACUAAGAUGGAGGAAGGCGAAGUGUUUGCUAUUGAGACGUUUGGUACAACCGGCACUGGACGACUUUACGACGAUGUGGGCAUUUAUGGCUACGGUUUGCAUCACGAUGCGCCGAGACAUGUGAAUUUACCUUUUGCGUCGGCGAAUAGGCUUUAUAAGGUCAUUCGCGAGCAGUUUGGGACUAUUGUCUUUUGUCGUCGAUAUCUCGAGCGCUUGGGCCAAGAGCGAUAUCUCGCUGGUCUAAACUCUUUGGUGUCUAAUGGUAUUCUUGAAGCGUAUGAACCGCUUGCUGAUAUCAAGGGUUCUUACUCGGCGCAGUUCGAGCAUACUAUUUUGCUUCGAGAGUCGCAUAAGGAGGUUAUCAGUCGUGGAAGUGACUACUAA